GUCGUCGAGUGACCCAAACAUACACUCAUUGUUUCACUCAUUAAUCAGUCAAUGCUUUCAACAGUCGUUCACAACAUUUGCAUUGGUUUUGAUCACAAUUAACGAGAUCGUGAGAUGAGGACCAGAAAGACGAGUGACUCUUUGGCGAAGUCGCCGCCAAAGCCGGACAAAGUGUGCAACAGAUGUAAAAUACACGCAAAGACAUCACUCUUCAAAGGCCAUACUAACUGUCCCUUCAGUGCAUGCGAUUGUGUGAAGUGUGGCGACUAUAAGGAGAAGAUAAGACACAAGAAUGAGAGCGCGAAGAGACUCAGAAACAUGAGGAGUCAGCCCAGACCUCAACCCUCACACACCACCACCACAUCCAACAGCUCUCGCAAUAGUCAAUCGACACAAGUCUCCAGUCAGAGGAACAGACGAGAUGUUGACCACAAAACGAGUCCGAAAACUAAUGGAAAGACGGCUCGUAUGAGAGGUCGACCGGCGAGGAAAGUGCUGAAAACGGUGUCCCACGAGACUAAUGGUGCUAAUAAUGACGAGUCUCCCCCACAACUCAUAGCUCAACAGCCACUGAAUGGUGCGGUGGUUGAGAUGAAUGGCAAUAACGAGUCAGAAGUGGAAGUGGAGGCGCCGUCGAUGGUGACGGCGAAACCGUUUCUGUGCGCCCAAUACCUGAACGCAUGUCAGGACCUGUCGAGAGAGCUCGCGAAGACUCAGCUUUCCUCCGAUGAGAUAAUCGCUGCCUUCAAGUUCUCGACAAUAAGGGAUUGUUUGGGAAACACAGCGAUGGCCGCCGAGAAGAUUGCAUGCGGUAUGACUUGCAGUCCCUUUGACUUCUGGUAUGAAUACAAAAUACCUGUAAACCGAUGGCUCAAUCACCACAACAUUGAUGUCAAACUGUUUCACUUCAUUCCUCAGACUCUCACUGAAGGCUCGGACCGCGAACUUUGA
This is a messenger RNA of Oppiella nova, 951 nucleotides long. Lineage: Eukaryota; Metazoa; Arthropoda; Arachnida; Sarcoptiformes; Oppiidae. The record is from the annotation of a GenBank genome assembly.